Temnothorax curvispinosus is the source of this 778-nucleotide messenger RNA. RefSeq names its product actin-like protein 6B. The record is from RefSeq and is a predicted model, not a curated record. Bases 74 to 469 code for a protein of 131 amino acids. Lineage: Eukaryota; Metazoa; Arthropoda; Insecta; Hymenoptera; Formicidae. The transcript is spliced from 3 exons.
UGGCGAACACUCUGCCUAGGAAGCAUUACGAAUUUCCGACCGCUACAACGAUGAUUUCGGAUCCGUGAGGCUCAUGAUACCCGAAGCUCUCUUCGAUCUUAGCAACGUUAAGGGUGUGGACGCGAGUAUUUUGGGAGUCGGCCCUUUUGUCACCACGAGUGUCGGAAUGUGCGACAUGGACAUCAGACCAACUCUGUAUGGCAGCGUGGUGGUGACUGGCGGCAAUUCUUGUCUUCAAGGAUUUAGCGAGAGACUGAAUCGGGACUUGGGCAGUAAGAUCCCUCCGAACAUGAAACUGAAAAUAAUCAGCGCGAACAGCUCGAGCGACGUUAUGGUGCCUGGAUCGGCGGCUCAAUCCUCAACUCCUUGGGCUCGUUCCAACAAAUGUGGCAGUCGCGUCAUGCGAGAGAUGAUUUUUCACGACAAAGCAUCAUACACAUUGCUUUCUCGCAACCUCGCGCACUUGUAAUGAGCAAAAAGUGCGAUUAAUUAAAAGCAUCCUGUAUAACACAUAAAUCGCGAGUAUAUAACCAAUGUUUAAUCGACAACUCGCUUAGACGCCUAAUUAGAUAGACGUAUAAAUAUAACACGCGCGGCUUAUAAGAAUACAGUUCCUAAUUGCUCCGUGAAUCUUCCAUACAUCGUAUCUUACAAUUAGAAGAGAAGAAUCACCUCUUCCGUUAAAGCCAUUCUAAAACAAAUAUAAAUGGAUACAAUUUAUCGCGUAGUAGACUUUUAUUAUAUUUUAUCAGAUAUUUAUUUUUAUUAGAUAUUUAUU